Cyanidioschyzon merolae strain 10D is the source of this 1023-nucleotide messenger RNA. RefSeq names its product similar to glucose-6-phosphate/phosphate translocator. The record is from RefSeq and is a predicted model, not a curated record. The transcript has a single exon. Gene Ontology annotation, molecular function: nucleotide-sugar transmembrane transporter activity; antiporter activity. The coding region runs from base 1 to 1023 and encodes 340 amino acids. Gene Ontology annotation, cellular component: Golgi apparatus. Lineage: Eukaryota; Rhodophyta; Bangiophyceae; Cyanidiales; Cyanidiaceae.
AUGCUACCGAAAGCGUCUCACUGGGGGGCGUCCCGCAGUAUCGCCGCCAUGGCGUUCAAUUUUUUGUCGUCCGUGGGCAUCGUCGCAGCGAACAAGCAAGUAUUUCGUGCGGCGUUUCACUUUGCAACAAGCCUGACGUUCUGGCACUAUUUCGUGACAGCACUGGGCCUGGCGCUUCUCUUGCAAGUGCGCGUCUUUCAAGCGAAACACUUGGACUGGCGCAAGUGCGCAAGACUCGCACUGGGAAAUAUAUCGUUCGUCGUGUUUAGUAACCUGUCGCUACAGCAUAACUCCGUGGCUUUUUAUCAGCUAAUGAAACAUCUGUCCACUCCGGUCGUUUUGUUUAUAGAAUUUUAUUUCUAUAAUCAAUCCUUCGAUACGUCGCUGGUUCGUUCAUUAUUGAUCAUGGUGGCGGGCAUGGUGGUGGCGUUCGCAACCGACUUCAACCUCAAUGCUCUGGGAACAUGCUUCGCGCUCAUCAGCGUCGUCGCCUGUGCGUGCUACGCGGUCUGGACCGGGCGCUUGCAGAAGGAACUUGAUGCAAAUCCGCUGCAAUUACAGCUUUACGUCGCCCCAAUGGUAGCCGCCAUGUUGAUACCGUUUGUUCUUGUCGCGGACUUGUUCAGCAAAGAGCCCGGCAGGCGAGUCAUCGACUAUGCCUACACCGCGGAGAAUGUGCGCCUCCUUUCGUAUUCCGGGAUCGCGGCACUGUGCGUGAAUGUUUCGGUUUUCAUGGUCAUUGGUUAUACCUCAUCGGUGACGUAUUGUGUGCUCGGCAUCGCCAAGACGAGCGCAAUUAUCCUGACCGAUUUUCUGUUCUUUGGGCGGCCUUUGGAGAUGAUGAAUUUGCUCGGCAUUCUUAUUGCACUGGCUGGCGUGACCUAUUAUUCAAUUUUGAAACUGCAAAUUGCUUCGAGAAAAGCUUCAACGAUCAACGCGAAUGCCAUGGAAAAGCAUGAUCACAUCAGUUUUGAGAGCAGCCCCGAGAAAAAACAGGAAAGAGCCCCAGUACAGGUUCGGUAG